This is a messenger RNA of Limulus polyphemus (Atlantic horseshoe crab), 674 nucleotides long. Its product is annotated as ADAM 17-like protease. The record is from RefSeq and is a predicted model, not a curated record. Bases 238 to 651 code for a protein of 137 amino acids. Gene Ontology annotation, biological process: membrane protein ectodomain proteolysis; Notch signaling pathway. NCBI's taxonomy places the organism in Eukaryota, Metazoa, Arthropoda, Merostomata, Xiphosura, Limulidae. Gene Ontology annotation, molecular function: metalloendopeptidase activity. Gene Ontology annotation, cellular component: plasma membrane. The transcript is spliced from 7 exons.
AAAAAAACUAAUUAAAAAAAUAUUUUUAAUAUCUGUGCUGUAGGAUACGUAAAGAACGGACACACCCUUUACUUAAAUUCUGGAUUAAGCACUUCCAGAAAUCAUUAUGGUAAACGUGUAAUCACCAGAGAAGCCGAUCUUGUAACAGCUCAUGAAUUUGGCCACAACUGGGGAAGUGAGCAUGAUCCUGACAUUCCAGAAUGUUCCCCCAACUCUCGGCACGGUGGAUCUUUUCUAAUGUACACAUAUUCUGUUAGUGGUUAUGACCGAAACAACAAGAUGUUUUCUCCCUGUAGCAGAAGGUCCAUCUUUGCUGUUCUUGAAGCCAAAGCUCAAAAGUGUUUCUCUGAGCCAGAAGCGUCGUUCUGUGGUAACUCGCUGGUCGAAGAAAAUGAGCAGUGUGACGCAGGGCUGAUUGGCAGUGAAGAUAAUGACCCUUGUUGUGAUACCGACUGCAAGCUUAGGAACGGUGCUGUGUGCAGUGAUAAGAAUUCUCCAUGCUGUCGGGGAUGCCGUUUGAUUAUUACAGGGGACAUCUGUAGACAGGCACAGAGAAAUGCAUGUAAACAAGAAGCAUAUUGUAAUGGUAGGUCUGCUGAAUGCCCAGAAUCUAAACCCCAGGAAGAUGAUAAAGGAUGCCUAGACAGGUAAGAUUUGUAUGUGAGACUUAUUGU